UCUGAAAAAGAAUCACCGCCACUGCUUACGGCCCCCAAUCUUUCUAUCCAAGCAGCAACGACGGUUUCAUACUAGCAAAAUCUUGGCCAAAUUGCUUCACCUAUAGCUAUAACCACGCUCCAAUUAUCUCCGUCAAGACUCCAUCUCGUCAGCGGCUAAAGGACACAUUCACGAUCGUCGAGUUUUACCAUCUGCUUUUAAACUCUCCAUCCUCGAUACUUUAUGAGCACCAGCUCACGCUGCCGCGACGACCCAACCCAUUUCCCAAUCACCACCCAAGUACAACCCUCAAAUUCAUCUCUACGACCUCCUAUUCUUUUAAAUUUUCUUUUCAAUCCUUGGACUCCGACAACAGCCAUCCACCUCCACCAAGCAGCGCCACCUCUUUAAAAUCACUGCCCAGCCUUCCAUAUACAUAUAAAUGUGAACACAUAACUCUCACCUAUAAAUCGAUGUUGAUUUCCCCCAAAACUCGGUAAACACUAAUUUUGCUCGGUGUUUAUCCUCAAAUUGACUCCCCAAUUCUAAUUUCCUUUUUUUUUUUAAUUUUAUUUUAAGUUUAGUUUAGGAUUAGUUAACGUUUGUUUAAAAGAACUUGAUGGAAGGGGUAUGGCAUAGAAUGGUACAACAACAUAAGUGCAACAACCGGAAGCCAAAACUAUUUUAUGUACCAUCUAGAAAAGCCAAAAUCACAAGUGUACUAUUGAGAAUUUCUCUUAAAAAUAAAAAAAAUGUGUCAAAAUUAUAUCACUAAUUAAAUAUAAUAUAAAAACCGAUUAACAUUAAAUAACUGAGAUGUACUACAAAUUGGACUUGAGUUUUAUAUUAGAAUCAAUUAUUCAUUUUUUUUUUAAAAUCCCAUGUUUCUGUGAGGUGCCUAAUGUGCCAGCCGACUUGGCUCGUACAAGGGACCUGCUCCAAGUCUUGGUGUGUUGUUUCGAGUCUUUCGACGCAUAUGAUCCUACGCGGGUCGUUUACGUGGUUUCAGUCCAUUUUCUGUUGUUUGUUUUGCAGUACAAAUCGAAAACCUUUACCGGUCUGGGGCCGAGUCAAUGGUAACGUAUAUAUUACGUUCAAGGAAUUUUUGUUCCUAACUUAAACUGAAGGACUUUUUCUUUAGCAAUAAAUCGGACUUAGUUCAUUAUCAUCCCGUGACAACUGCAAACGUCACCUUUUAGCUGCACGUAAAAGUUUAUUUCAUAAUGUUAAAAACACAUUGAGAUGCAGAUUUUAAGGCCAUCCAUCUUGACCGCCAAAUCUGAAAAAAAAAAACAACAAAUAUGAGAUUCUGGGUGUGGAGAACUAGUUCAUCUAAAAUCCAAAAAUAUGAGAAGAUAUGUCUCCAGAAAAAAUGUUAGGUUAUAUUUUAACACCUCUCAUCUUAAAUAAUAAAUGCCUUGGUAAAAUCAAGCUCUCUCGUAUCAUGUUCACAAUCUUGCCCAUCUAAAGUUUUAAGGUGUUAGAAAAAGAUUCCAUACUACUCCCUCCGUAUAUCUGCUUUUUGACUUUUCAGCACACAUUUUAAGAUGUUUUGACCACAUAUCUAUAGAUGUUAUUUUCAAAUAUUUCUUUUUGUGAAUAUAAGUGUUGAUAUAAUAUUUUUAUUCAGAAAAAAAAAAUUCAAAAACAAUCUUUUUAACUAUAUAAUCAAAACACUUGAUGCGUGCCAAAAAGUCAAAAGACAGAUAUUUAAGAACGGAGAGAGUAUAUUUUAACACUAAUAAUGUUUCAAAAUAUUAUUUUAAAUCAAAAUUCAAGAUAUUUAUAAUAAGUGAGUACUUUAAUAAUAUUUUAGUAAUACUUUUAAAGACCUCGCUCCAACUAGUACCUUAUUUUUCAAGGUAAUACCUGACAUUUCUAAAUAAUUUUUAUUAAUAAAAAUUAACUUCUUUUAUUUAAAACAUAUCUCUCCUCUCAUUUUUUCCUUCCCUCUAUUAGUGUUUCAUAUAUAUAUUAUAUUAUAAAAAUAGGGCGCAAUCAUAAUAUAUAUUAUUAGAAUCACAUGUCAAAAUAGUAUUAUUUUUCUUUGCCAUAAAUAAUCGAUUUAUUGAUGACUUUUAAAUUAUUCGACAAAAUAUAAUGAAAAUCGGAGUGGACAUCUCCCACUCUCAAGACACGAUCAGUUAGCUAAAGAACACUUGUUCUCACUAAGAAGUGAAUAUCCCUAUUAUUUGCCGACCGUUUAACAAAUUUAAACUUAAUACUUUUUGUUUUCCAAGCUUGCAAGAAGAAUGCGACAUAAAGAAAAUAAUAGUAUAUACUUAAUUUUCAAAAGUUAAUAAAAAAUUGUCAACAGAAGAUAUUUAGAAUAUAAUUUCCACUAUAUAUUUAUUAUAUAAUAAUUUGAAAAUCCACUUUUAUAAAUAUCUGAAAAAUCAGAACAAUAAUCUUGCAGGGAAAUAUUGCCGAAAACUUAAAAACUUUGUGAUUGUCCGGAAUAAUUGGGUUUGAACUCCGUAAAAUCAAGCUAAAAUUUCGAAGUCAAAUUUAUUAUGUGCCCUUUUAAUCAAUUUAUUCGUCUACCAAUUUUUUUUAUCAUUUAUUUUAAUGGUAAUUAUUAAGUAGUUAAGUGUAAUAUUAGUAUAUUUCUUAUAAAAUAAAAAGAGGAAUGCAGGAAUAAAUUAUUGUCACUAAACAAUGUUAGUUUGUUAUUUCUGAGACGACCUGCUAAUAUGACGGCUCAUUAUGUUGCCAAAAUAUCAUAUUCUUUCCCAAGUCGGAUAUUUGAUAGGGGAAAUGUCCCUAUUGAAAUUAAGAAUGUAUUGAUGACUGAUUUAAUGAUAUAAAAUUCUCUUUUCGUAAAAAAAAAAAAAAACGAGGAAGGCUGAGCGUCCGAAAUAGCAACUAUAUGUGUGCCGUGAAGAAACUGCAUGUAGACUCCACAGUUUCUAAGAAAAAUGACAUUCUAGUAAAUCUAAUGAAUCCAAAUAAUGGGCAACUUCUUUGUUGGUUCCGAAAAGAUUUUUAUUUACUACAUGUUUCUAUUUAAAAGAAGAAGACGCAUCAUAAAGAAGCAUUGUGCACUUAACUUAAAGACUCAAGCUGCUGUAGUUUAGAUUUGUUUAGCAAUAAAGAAAAGAUGUUAGUAGCAAAAUACUGUUUAGUGUUGACACUUAUUUUGACAUGCUCUCUGGAUUCUUUACAUCUUGUUCAUGCACAGGAUGAUAAUCCACCAGGCUUUGUGAGCAUAGAUUGUGGAUUGCCUGAAGGUUCUGAAUCGAGGGUAAGUAGUACCGGAAUAUACUACAAGUCCGACGCAAACUUGAUUGACAGCGGUGUGAGUGAGAGUUUAUUACCUUCCUACCUUGGGAACACGGUGGAAACAUACUUGUCUACUGUUAGAAGCUUUCCGCAAGGGAAGAAAAACUGUUACACCAUUCAACCUUCACCGGGGAAAGGUAGGAAGUAUCUGAUAAGAGCAAGUUUCAUGUACGGGAACUAUGAUUCUUUAGACCAAUUGCCAACAUUUGAUCUCAAUCUGGGAACAGACACUUGGAGCACAAUUGUAUUUCAAGAUAGUUAUAGUGUUGUGAGAAAAGAGAUAAUCCAUGUUCUGUCUUCAGAUUAUGUAAAUAUCUGUCUUAUAAAGACAGGUACCUCGACACCCUUCAUCUCUGCACUCGAGUUGAGGCCUCUCAAUAGCUCCAUGUAUCCAAUUGAUUCUGGAUCAUUGCUAACCUUUCAACACAUAGACUGUGACUCCACAAGGAGCAAUACAGUUAUCAGGUACCCAAAUGACAUUUAUGAUCGAAGAUGGAUGCCCUUUAACUGGACGAAUACAAAAGUAAGCACUUCCUUAGACAUUGCUAAUAAAAAUGAAUACCUAGUUCCGAUGGAGGUAUUGAGGACUGCAAGCAGAGCACAAAACAUCAAUGAAACCUUCCAGUUCUAUUGGGACACGACAAACACCAGUGAAGAAUUCUAUAUGUACAUGCACUUUGUUGAAGUGGAAAAGCUUCAAGCCGGUCAAUCUAGAGAAUUCAACAUCUACAUAAAUGGAUUACUGUGGUAUGCUCAAUUGGUUCCAAAGUAUCUAAAUGUGAAUACCAUUUACUCCAGAGGCCCAAAGACAGGUGAUACCAGGUACAGAGUUGAAAUCAACAAAACAGAAAGUUCAACGCUUCCACCCAUUAUAAGUGGCUAUGAGAUUUAUACAGCAAAGAAAUUUUCGAACCUUGGAACAAAUGAAACAGAUGUUGCUGCCAUCCGUAACAUCAAGUUAACAUACCAAGUGAGAAGAGACUGGCAAGGAGAUCCAUGUGAACCAGAAGACUUUCUUUGGGAUGGUCUUGAAUGCAGCUACCAUAGUUCUGAUCACUCCGCCAGGAUAAUAUCAUUGAACUUGUCCGCAAGUGGACUAACUGGUGACAUAGUUCCUUCUCUAGCCAAUCUCACACAACUAAAAACGUUGGAUCUGUCCAACAAUAAUUUAAGCGGGCAAGUGCCGGAAUUUUUGUCAGAAAUGCCUCUAAGUGUCCUGAAUUUAAAAGGAAAUAACUUUACAGGACCAUUCCCAGCUCAACUUCUAGAAAAUAAAAGGAAAGGGAUACUGGCAUUGAGUUUUGACGGUCCGGGAAAUGGUACAAGUAGAGAACUGUGUGGGAGGGAAUCCUGUAAAAAUAAAGGCAAUAAUUCAACCCCUGCAGUAGCUGGAGCUGUAGUUGGUUCAGCUUUAUUCUUGGCAGCGAUAUUGUUUGGUACAUGGUUAUUGAGAAGGAGAGCAUUACGAGUAGCUAGAAAAUUGGGUAAUCAAGACCAAGGGAAUAGUGGUUACCUAGACAAAAAGAAGAGACAAUAUACGUACGCUGAGGUCUUGAACAUCACUGGAAACUUCAAGAGAGUGCUCGGAAAUGGUGGUUUUGGCACAGUGUACCAUGGCCAUGUAGGUGAUACUCAAGUUGCUGUCAAGAUGCUCUCUCCGACAUCAACUCAAGGCUACAAAGAGUUCCAAGCAGAGGCCAGCCUUCUGCUGAGCGUUUCCCAUAAGAACUUAACCUCUCUGGUUGGUUACUGCAAUGAGGGCAUGAACAUGGGAAUCAUUUACGAGUACAUGGCUAACAGAAGCUUAGAUGAGCAUCUAUCAGGAAAAAACUCUGGUAUUUUGAGGUGGGAAACUAGAUUGCAGAUAGCACUUGAUGCAGCACAAGGUCUGGAGUAUUUGCACCAUGGAUGCAAACCAGCAAUCAUCCACAGAGAUGUAAAACCGAGCAAUAUAUUAUUGAAUGAACGAUUCCAAGCAAAGUUGGCUGAUUUUGGGCUGUCUAGAGCUUACCCAGUAGACGGUGGCACUCAUGUCACCACGAUUGUUGCUGGCACUCCUGGUUACCUUGACCCAAAUUAUAACACUUCAAAUAGGCUAACAGAAAAAAGUGAUGUGUUCAGUUUUGGGGUUGUUCUACUUGUGAUGAUAACCGGACGACCACAAAUAUUAACAACUGAAGACAGGAUCCACAUUGCGCAAUGGGUUGACUCCAUUGUUCAAUAUGGUGAUGUACAACAGGUUGUAGACCCGAGAUUCAACCGAAAUUAUAAUGUGAACUCUGUGUGGAAAGCAGUAGAAUUAGCAAUGACAUGCGCAUCGAGAAUUUCAUCAAGAAGGCCAACCAUGAAUACUGUGGUGAUGGAAUUAAAGGAGUGCUUGGCACUAGAGAUUGGUAGUCAUGAUGCAGAUCCAAACAAUUCAAUUGAAAUAGUCCAAAUAGAUCCAGAGAGCUCUUUGGUACCGGGACCUAGGUAGUUCAAUAUCUUUCUAUUAUGCCUUGUAUGGUCACUGCAUUAAGAAUAACGGUCAAGUACUUUGUUACUUCCAUCAUUGCCCUUUAUGAACUUAUAUUUGUUUUGAUUUCAAAUUUUUGAUUGCAUUGGAUCGUUUACAGUGAAAUUAGAGACAAAGCUAUAACCUAUAGGCAAUGCAACAACUAAAAUGUAAGAUCCCCUUUUUAUUGU
This is a messenger RNA of Daucus carota subsp. sativus, 5946 nucleotides long. Its product is annotated as probable LRR receptor-like serine/threonine-protein kinase At5g59680. Gene Ontology annotation, biological process: protein phosphorylation. The record is from RefSeq and is a predicted model, not a curated record. The transcript has 13 exons. Lineage: Eukaryota; Viridiplantae; Streptophyta; Magnoliopsida; Apiales; Apiaceae. The coding region runs from base 3080 to 5737 and encodes 885 amino acids. Gene Ontology annotation, molecular function: protein kinase activity; protein binding; ATP binding.